UCCGGGCGGCGCGGUGCAUUGUGGGGUGGCGGCGGCGGCGUUGGGCUGGGGUGCGCCUCGUUCGGAGAGCCGGGGCCAUGGCAUCCUGUACAGCUCUUUCGUCCAGCAUCGUGGAGUAUUUUCAGGGCGAUGGCUUUUACCGCUGUGGUUAUUGCAAGAACGAGUCGGGGAGUCGCUCCAAUGGCAUGUGGGCACAUUCCAUGACAGUACAGGACUAUCAGGAUCUCAUAGACCGAGGAUGGCGGAGAAGUGGGAAGUAUGUGUACAAGCCUGUGAUGAAUGAAACAUGUUGUCCUCAGUACACAAUAAGGUGCCGACCUUUACAGUUCCAGCCAUCAAAAUCUCACAAGAAGGUUUUGAAAAAAAUGUUGAAAUUUCUGGCUAAAGGGGAGAUUUCCAAAGGAAAUUGUGAGGGUGAGCCUAUGGAGCCCCUGAUGGAGGACACCAUCGCUGGUGACGUUGCGUUAAUAAAUAAAUUGGAUGUACAGUGCGGCCUUACGAAGCUUGGUGAUAACCUCAAAGAGAGGGAAGAGAAGAAAGGCAAAAGUGCGAAGAAAGCAGAAUCUUGUGAAUUAAUUCAGUCACAAGAUAAAAGAGCGAAGCUGGGCUCUGGGGAGCCGGCGCAGUCGGUUGCAGUGCCCACAGCUCCGAAGCCAGGUAAGGGGGCAGAUUUGAGUAAGCCCCCAUGUCGGAAAGCAAAGGAAAUCCGGAAAGAAAGGAAGAGGUUGAAACUCAUGCAGCAGAACACAGCUGGCGAGCGUGAGGGUUUGCAGGCUCAGCGGGAACCGCCGUCCUUAUUCUCACCAGAGGCUAAAUCCAACCAGCCCAAAGCACUCGAAGAUUUAAUUUUUGAAUCUUUACCAGAGAAUGCAUCACAUAAAUUAGAGGUGAGGCUGGUGAGAUCAUCUCCACCAAGUUCUCAGUUCAAAGCUACAAUGCUGGAGUCGUACCAGGUCUAUAAACGUUACCAGAUGGUUAUUCACAACCACCCACCUGAUAAACCAACUAUAAGCCAGGUGAGGUUAGUACCUGUCUCCUUUGAGGACCCAGAGUUCAAGUCGUCCUUCAGCCAGUCACUUUCUUUAUAUGUCAAGUAUCAAAUGGCCAUACACCAGGAUUCGCCUGAUGAAUGUGGGAAGACUGAGUUCACAAGAUUCCUUUGCAGCUCACCUUUGGAGCCAGAAACCCCCCCGAACGGACCAGACUGUGGUUAUGGCUCAUUUCACCAGCAGUAUUGGCUCGACGGCAGGAUCGUUGCCGUGGGGGUGAUCGACAUCCUUCCGUACUGCGUGUCCUCCGUGUAUUUGUACUACGACCCCGAGUAUUCGUUUCUCUCCUUGGGGGUCUACUCUGCACUACGAGAAAUUGCUUUCACUAAGCAGCUUCAUGAGCAAACACCUCAACUCAGCUAUUACUACAUGGGUUUCUACAUUCAUUCGUGUCCCAAGAUGAAGUAUAAGGGUCAUUAUAGACCUUCUGAUUUGCUGUGUCCUGAGACAUACGUUUGGGUACCCAUCGAGCAGUGCCUGCCUGCACUGGAGAACUCCAAGUACUGCCGCUUCAACCAGGACCCCAAAGCAGUGGAUGAAGGUCGCAGUCAGGAGCCCGACCGCGUGCAGGUGUUCUACAGGAAAGCCAUCAUGCCUUACGGCGUCUACAAGAAACAACGCAGAGACGCCAGCGAGGAGGCCGACGUGCUGCAGUACGCGAGCCUGGUCGGGCAGGCGUGCGCCGAGCGGAUGCUGCUGUUCCGGAGCUGAGCCCGUUCCGGAGCUGAGCCCGUUCCGGAGCUGAGCCCGUUCCGGAGCUGAGCCCGUUCCGGAGCUGAGCCCGCACCCUGCCCGGUGCCUGGUGCCCCUGCCCAAUGCGUCCCUCGGGGAGCCCCGUGUGCACCCACAGAUACGACUUUAUUUUGACUAUUACAUGGCUUUUCUAAGCUGUUUAUGGCAAUGUAUUUGUGAGAAUCUCAUGGUUAAUAUAGAGAUUUAAAAAAUAUAUAACCUAGCCUCAUAAUCGGGGUUUAUCGCUUUGGAAGUUUGUUUUAUGAACAAGAUGUGGUAAACUGCUCUUACUGUUAAUAUUUUGGAAAGUAAAAUUAAUACGUAAAUCUCAAAUACCUUAAAUUACAGUUGCGCUUUUUUGUUCUGUUAGAAAUCAAAACAGGCUGUCUCCUCAAAUCCAUUUAAAACAUUGGUUUAUGCUUUAAAAAUAAAAAGCCCUUCAGUGUGGGGAAGAAGGUGGGGAGUCUGUUUCAUCGCUUAGAAAGUGUCCUCUCGAGAGGACGGAGCUGCUGUUGCUCCGCUUUCGAGUGUCGGUCACUGCGGAAUGUCAGGUAGUCUAACCAGAGAAACAAGGUGCAGACUGCAGCAGAAAGGUGUCUGGACGUCGGCCGGCUGCCUACCCGCGGCAGCCCCGCUCAUGUCCGCUCACGUCCGCCGUCCUGGCCUGGUUUUCUCCCGGAAAAAUGGUUGCUGGUGUUUUUAAAAAUCCAAGAAAGGGCGGUUUAUAAAGAAAAACGUUGGCCCCUGCCUUCACCUAGGCCUCAUUCCUUGAACUCAGGACACUUGUCUUCGGUUGUUGAUUUAGAAUUAGCUAGUAGUCUGACAGUGCUUUUAGAGCUGUGCGACAAGUCGCAUCUGAGUAGGUGGGAAGGCUUCUGACCUCUGUUCCGGGGAGGGGUGGAGCUGCAUCGCCUGCCCUUUGAUUUGGGCCCCCUGGAGGAGGAGGGGCACCGGGCGCUGGAAGCAGAGGCUGCCCCCCUUGUCCUUGUACCUUCUUUUGUUUGGCUCUUUGCCCCUGGAGCAGAUGCCCCUCGUCCGCCACCGUCCAGGUGGCGGUCACUGUGCUGGGCGAAAGUCCCGGUGAGCUGUGUGGAGGCGGUGCGGACAGAGGGUUCCUUCCCUGGGCGCUUUCUCAGCUGGUCCCCGUCCGCUCUGGUGGCUGCUCAGCCCCUUUUACCCAUUUUGCCCGUUUGUCUGUUGUCUGUGUGUGGAUCUUUUUGAAGCCAUAUCAUAAAGCUUAGCAGUUUGAAUCUCUCUGAUGACUUAAAAUUGUCCUUCUAGAUGCACUGAAUACAACAUAAAAUAAUAUCAACCAGCUAGAAGAAAAGGAAGGCUCAUAAAACAGUGAUUUUAAAAGUCAGCUGUCUAGAAAUUCAGCAUCCAAAUAAACUGUAUUCAUUCAGACCUGCCACGUGCAAAUACUUGGCAGACUGGGGAUAGAGUCGUGAGCACAGCCGUUCUCUCUGACAGCGUGGAUUUUACUACUUCUGGGGUUUUCUUUUUCAUAGUCUCCCAGGAGCAUUUAAUUGACUCUUAUUUGGAAUUGCCUUCAGAAUCUGUGGAAUAUUUUUUCUUUUCCCCUCUAAAAUGAAAAGAGCUUAAUUUUCUAUUACAAAAAUGACACUGUAGGCAAUUAAAAUAUUAAGAAAAUAUAAAUAAGAAAGUAAAAAUAAUCGGAAAUCUCGCUACAGAGAGAAUUGUAUAGACAUACACAUACACAAUAUAUAUAUAUGUGUGUAUAUACACACACACACACAUAUAUAUAAUUUUAUUAUAGGGAGAAUCACAUUCCACCUGCUGUGUUUUCUCUCAGUAGUAAGUUACGGGCACCUGAACUUGGAAAGCAGUUUGAGCUGGGAUUUCAGGAGUGUUGUGAGCAGCCUGAGCAUCAUCGCAGAGAGGCAGGGUCCAGCUGUGGGGCUCGUGGCGUGGGGGGACCGGGCUGGCAUCACAGCCGCUUCCAUCUGAGCGGGGAGUGUGCGGAGUGGUAUUGAGAGGUCACAGCUCUUGAAUGGCCAGUGAAGAGACAGCUUGCGUCUUAAGCAGCGCUGGUUUCUUCCUACGAGCCCCCCAGGGCUCCUUCAGAGGAGAAUGACUGGUCACCCCUGUCUGGGGACUGAGGUGCUAUUCCUACGUGUGGCCUUCACUCGGCUCCAGUGAAGCUGCAGGGAGAGCCGGGCAUGGUGAUUCUCCUGCUUGGUCGGUUGCUCUACUCACGUGUUGGGUUUUUGUUUGUUUUAUUUUACUUUUUGAGAACAGAUAGUGUAUUAAUCCUGAUAAGCAACAUUUCUUGAAAAGACACUUUCCUUUUGACUUCUAGCUCAGUGUUGCUAGUGGGCCAAAGGGGCACAACCGGGGAGAGUGAGCGAUUUGGGCAGCUGACCGGCAGUCUGGCUGAGACGUCCGGCGGUGCGUUCAUGGCUGUCAUCUACAGACGGACACAAGACCCUCUCAGGGACAGCUGAUAGCUUUGCAAAGCCGGAAGCUUUGUGUUUAUCAUCUUAGCAGUGUGUUCCCUUCCUGAUUUCAAAUAAAUUCAGGCCUGCCUUCCUGUCCCGGGGCGGAAAUGUAAUGGAGAUUCCCCAUGCUGCCAUCUUUAUUGAAAUUAUUUCAGUUCUGUUGAGAUUUUUGUUCUCUUAUUUUUCAAAAGUGUACUCUGAGCACUUUUUAUUUUCUAAAAGAUAGAAGCUAUUAUCAGAUAAAUAUAUUAUUCAUUUGGUUAAAAUUAUGUUUGCUUUCAAACAGCUUAUCUUUGUAUCCAUUUUGCAAACUAUUAGUUGUGUGUGGUUGCUUAACAUAUUGGAAUCUUUUAUGUAAACGAACUUUCCAGAAUUCUGAGCAAUACAAAGUUGGAUUUUAUAGGGCUGUAUGUUCAGUAUGAAUAAAGCUGAGAAAGGGUGUGAUGACCAGUUACCUGAA
This is a messenger RNA of Artibeus jamaicensis (Jamaican fruit-eating bat), 4700 nucleotides long. RefSeq names its product arginyltransferase 1 (gene ATE1). Lineage: Eukaryota; Metazoa; Chordata; Mammalia; Chiroptera; Phyllostomidae. Bases 78 to 1760 code for a protein of 560 amino acids. Gene Ontology annotation, molecular function: arginyl-tRNA--protein transferase activity. The transcript is spliced from 13 exons. Gene Ontology annotation, cellular component: cytoplasm. Gene Ontology annotation, biological process: protein arginylation. The record is from RefSeq and is a predicted model, not a curated record.